AUGGCACGCGAAGCUGCUGCUGUCAGCAAACCGCCGCGCUCGAGGGCCCGAGACCAGAGGUCACAGGCGGCGCUGCAGCUGGAGGCUGCUGCUGCAGCAGCAAACGAGAAGCAGGCAGCGCGGGCGGAGGACGCAGCAGCAUCGUUGGCAGCAGCAGCUGGCCUUCUCACUGCUGCAGCAGCAACCGCAGCAGCGCCGGGCUUUGCUGCAGCCCGAAAUGUGAAUGCUGAUAUGGGGCGGGCUGAAGAAACGCCGCAUUCGUGUGAAAGCCCAGACACGCUGCAGCAGCAGCAGCAGCAGCAGCAUCAUGGCGGGAGCAAGCAGCAACGGCUGUGGCGGCAGCUGACUGCGCUGCCUGAGUUGGACUUCUUGAAGGCCCUCAGCGGCAUUGCUGCUGACUGGCAGCAGAAGGCCCAGAGGCUGCGGGAAGCUGUGCCUCGGCCGCGCGCAGAGGAGUGGCAGCAGCUGCUGCUGGAAGCUGAGGACCUGCCUGUACACCUGACGUCUGUGCGGCAAGACAUAGCGCAAGCUUUGGAGCAGCAGCAGCAAGUGGAGCAGCAGCUAGCUGCUGCUCUGGCUUCUCCAGAGACUGCAGCAUCUUUGACGCAGCUGCGAGCGCUGCAGCAGCAAGCCAGCGGCUGCAGCGUGUACAUCAGCUGCCUGGAGCAGACGGAGCAGCGGCUGCUGCAGCUGCAGCAGGUGGAAGCAGCAGCAGCGUUUCACCUGCAGGCGGCGGAGACGCCGCGCGCGGAGCUGCAGCACUUCGUGCAGCAGCAGCAGCAGCUGCUGCAGCUGCCCGCAGAAACCCCAGACCUCCCCUGCUUCUCCCGCCUCAAAGAUGCAUGCAAUGCUGUUGCUGCUUGGCUAGAAGAAACAGCGCAGCUGCAUGCAAGUGGGGGUUCGCUGCGGCAGUGGCAGCAGCACGUGGCGCGGGGCCAGAGCCUGCGCAUAAAGCCCGAGGGGCUGCAGCAGCUGCAGCAGCAGCUGCAGCAAAGUGCAGACUGGUGUGUCGUUUACCAGCACUUGCUGGAGCUGCGCGCAGCAGUGCGCUGCCAGAGCGCCAGUGCUGCUGCUGCUGUUGUUGCAGAGAUGCUGCAGGACAGCUCCGGCCCGCUCACGAUCCUGCCUCCCGGCGCUGCUGCUGCUGCUGCUGCUGCUGCUGCUGCUGCUUCGCCGGGCCAGGAGCAGCAAACCCCGCGAGUCCGGGGCUAUGUCUCGCUGCUGGAUGCAGAAAGACUGACACGAAAGCCCUUCGGACUUGGCCGGGCCCUGUCGCCUUUUGCUGAGCUGCAGCAGCACGUAAAAGCAGCGCAGCGGCUGCGGCAGCAAUGUGCUGCUGCGCUGCAGCAGUCCUACAGAGAGCGCGCAGCAUGUCUGUUUGGGAUCGCCGCGGGAGUCGAUCCCCAGCCGGACUUUGCUGCUCCCAUUUCUGAGGCCCAGCUGGUUUUCCUUUGCCGCCAGCAGGAGAAAGCUGCUGCUGCAGCAGCAGCAGCAGCCGAAGACGCGGUCCCUGCUACAGCUGGAGAUGUGCACCAGCAGCAGCAGCAGCAGCAGCAGGCUGCCGAGGAGGAGGGGAAGCAGCGGCUGCGGCGGGUGCAGCGGGAGCUGGAGCAGCAGAUCUUGGCGCUGCAGCUGCUGCCGCCAGAUGCAGCAAAUGCACUUCUUUGGAAAACCACGCGGCGGCUGAGAAGACUUGCUGCUGCAUGCGCAGCAAGUCGAAUCCGCAUAAAGGAGCGGCGGCUGCUGAAGGUGGAGGUCUUGCUGCGCCUUUAUAACCACCGGAUGCUCUCUCUUCUCCGCUGCCCCAGACACACAUUGGCGGAAGCUGAGCAGCUCCUCCAGCAGAUUGAAACGCGGAGGUUGCAGGUGAGGGAGCCAGGGGGUGGCUUAAAAGCUGCUGCUGCUGCUGCAGGGGAGGGCCCUGCUGCGGAGGAAGCAGCAGCAGGCGAGGAGGAGGAGGAGGAGGGCGAGCAGCAGCACCAGCAGCAGCCGCAGCAGCAGCAGCAGCAGCAGGAGCACGCCGCCUCUGCAGCAGCAGCGGCGCAGCAGCAGCUUUUUGAGCUGCAGAUGCAGAUGCAGCAGCAGCUGCUGCCGCCCCAGCCGCAGCCCCAAGAAGAGCCGCCCCCUGUGCGCAUAUCUCCAGUGCGGACUCGGAGGCGGCAGCACUUGGGCCACGAGGAAGAAGAGCAGCAGCAGCAGCAGCAACAGCAGCAACAGCAGCAGCAGCAACAGCAGCAGCAGCAACAGCAACAGCAGCAGAGGCCGCAAGUCCCCACCCGCCGCAGCGCCCGCGCCCCAAGACGCCCCAGAAUGCACGGCGAUGUGCUGCUGCCGCUGACGACGCGGAGGUCAGCGAAAGCAGAAGAGGCGCUGGAGGCGGUGGGUGUUGCUGCUGCUGCUGCUGCUGCUGCGUCUCCGAUUGGGGGGCCGCAGCAGCAGGGAUAUGUGCAGCAGGAGCAGCAGCAGCUCAUGCAGCUGCAGGAGCAGCAGGUGGCGGAAGCAGAGCCCGUUGCAGGCGCAGACGCUGCUGCUGCAGAGGCCGCAGGCCCGCUGGCAGCAGACUCAGGGUCCGCAGCGCCGGAGACGCCCGCAGCAGCAGGAGCUGCAGCAGCACCAGCGGCAGCAGCAGCAGCAGCAGGCGACCCGUUUUCAGGAGCCACCGGGAUUGAAGAGCUGAGCGAGGACGAGGAGGAGACCUUGCUGCUGCAGGAGCUGCACCCGCUGGACGGGUCUGCGGGUGCGUCGUUCCUGCUGCAGCAGCAGCAGCAGCAGCAGCAGCAGGAGCAGCAGCACGAGGAGGGGGAUGAGGCGAAGGAGCCAUCGGCGGAGAGCCUGCGGGUGCUGCAGCUGCUGCAGGAGCUGCAGCGCAGCGAGGGCUGCAGCGCAGCAGCAGCAAUUGUGGCGCUGCCGCUCGAAGUUGUUGAUGGGCCAGCUUAUGCGAAGCUAAGAGCCCUCGUCAGCAGCAGCCAAGAGUGGCUGCUGCAGUACCGGCAGCUGCGGCUGCCGGUGGUGCGGGAGGCGCAGCAGCCGCUGCUGGAGGAGCUGCGGCUGCUGCAGCGGCCGCCGCAGGAGCGGCAGUGGGCGGAGGCUGCUGGCUGCUGCUUCUGCGGCUCUCCCGUUGCUGCUGCGCUUGCUGCUGCUGCUACAGCACCCGCCACAGACGAAGACGAGCAGCAGGAGGAGCUCCACCUCCAGCAGCAGCGCCACGCGCUGCUGCUGCUGCUCCAGCGCUUCUCGCCAGCAGCAGCAAAGCAGGGCGCUGCUGCUGCGGGCCACCCAGACACGGUGACCGCAGCAGCAGCACAAACUGCUGCUGCUGCUGCUGCCGACGAGCAGCAAGCAGCAGCGGCAGCUGCUGCCGCGGCUGCUGCUGAAGAGGAGCAGCACGCGGCGGCGGCUGCUGCUGCUGCGGCUGCUGCUGCUGCUGCGCGGAAAGAGUGGCUGGCCGAACGCAUGGCAGCACUGCAGCAAAGACACCCCCCUUUGGGCCCUUCUUUCAUUCUUAAAUGUGUCUUGCUGGUGCUGCCGCUAAUGACAGAAGAGCUGCAGCGGCUGCUGCUGUACGCCGUGACAAAGGGGCUGUCUUUUGAGGCCCUCAUGGGCCUCCAGGUGCACCUCAAGCUGCUGCUCGACGUUGCUGCUGCUGCGGAGGCCAGCCGCCUGCAGCAGCAGCAGGAGCAGCAGCAGGGGUUGGCUCUGCAGGACGCGCUGCCGCAGCAGCAGAAGCAACAAGGCAUGAACUCGGUGGAGAACCAGCCACGGGAAAAGGAAGAAGCAGCAGCAGCGGGCACAGCAGCAGAGCCAGCUGGUGCAGCGCCAGCAGCAGCAACAGCAGCAACAGCAGCAGCAGCAACAGCAGCGGGGGGAGAAUUGGAAUACCGUCGCGUGUGGCCUAACGGCGAGCCUCCUGGCUACGCCUUUCACCUCCUGACGGCCUACGCGCUGCACUACAAGCAGCUAACUGGCGGCAAGAUAAGCUGGCCAGUCUCAGAUGUCCGCUCCCUCCACCCUUCGCUGCUGCGCCUAAUUGAGUCAAAGGCGAAGCGCAGAGGAGACCACGCGUCGACGCACGGCCUCUGGGUCACUAAGGGAGGCACAGUACCGCCAUCCAAGUCCCGGGGAGCAGGCAGCAUGAAGAAGCAGCCCGCAGCCCCUGGCGAGGCUGCAGCAGUUCCCCAACAGCAGCAGCAGCAGCAGCAGCAGCACUACACGCCUGACGGCGUGGCUACUGAUGCUGCGAACGCGGCGGCGCAGCAGCAGCAGCAGCAGCACCACGGGGGGCUUCUGCAGAAGCGAGCUGCUGCGCGGCAAGUGUCUCCAGGGAUUUCAUCUGCUGGCCACGGAAAGAGAGUCAAGCUGGCAGAUGCUGCUGCUGCAGACCUCGCUGGGGAGCAGCAGCAACAGCAGCAGCAGCAGCUGCUGCUGCAGCAGCAAAUGCAGGACGAAGUGUCGGUGGCGGAGUGCAGCGUGUCGUCGUUCAUGCGUGACGAGUCGCAGCUUUCGGCGCAGCAGCAGCAGCAGCAGCAGCAGAACGCGGCGGCAGCAGCGGCGGCGGCGGGAGCCGCAGCAGCAGCAGCAGCAGCAGCAGCAGGAAGCAGCUUCGCGUCGCUGGGCCGCAGGGCGAAGCAAAGCCACAACUACCCUUGUCGAAAUAUAACUCCCAGAAUCGGAGAUGGGAGAAGAGUCCGUUGCUUCUCUUCAAAAGAAAUGCUGCGGGCUUCUGGAAUCCCGCUGCCAACCUUUCGGGAGGGUUUGCUGCUGCUGCUGCGGGUUUGCUGCUCCGGCGGCUUCCUCACGGGCGAAACCAUUUUGCUGCAGGCGCUGCUGGUUGCGCAGCUGCUGCUCAGCUGGUGGCUGCGGCAGCAAUAUCCUUUCCUGCAACAGGAGGAGGAGCUGAUGCGGCAGCAGCGCAGGGCUGCGGAGGAGGAAGCAGCAGCAGCAGCUGCUGCUGCUGCUGCGGGCGACCCCCAGAAGCAGCAGCAGCUGCUGCAGCAGGCGCGCCAGCUGUUCGUGCCCUCCGCACAAGGCACUCUUGCCUUCCCGCUGCGCCGCCGCAUGCAAAUCUGCUGCAGCAGCAAAGCUGCUACUUACCAAAAUCCCUACAGAUGCAUUGCUGCAACAGGUUUGUGUUCCAAAGAGGGUGUCAUGAGGGUGCUGGAGAAGCAAAAGGAGCUGCAGCAGCAGCAAGAGCAGCAGGAGCAGCAGCAGCGCGAUAUAAAGGCCCGGCUCCUGAAGUGGCUGCAAGCGCCUACGGACACUGGCGCCCACGAGGAUGCGCAGCCGCAGCAACCAGCAGCAGCAGCAGCUGCUGCUGCGGCUGCUGCUGCUACGACCGAGGGGUUCUUCGAAACCGAAGCAGAAGUUGAAGAGGCCCUGCAGGAACUCUUUGACCCCCAGCUGGCCCGGCAGCUGCUGGUGCGGAAAGAGCUGCAGCAGCCGCGCCGCAGCAGCACAGAAGAGCAGGAGCAGAAGCCCCAGCAGCAGCAGCAGCAGCCACAGCAGCAGCAACACGCCCAGAAGCAGCAGCAGCGGCUACAGGACCCGCCCCAGCAGCCGCAGCAGGACGUGCCGCAGCCCGCGCUACAGCAACAACAGCCACAGGAGCCUCAGCUGCAGCAGCAACUCGAACAGCCGCAGCAGCAGCAGCGGCUGCAGCCGCCCCAGCAGCUGCAGCAGCCGCAGCAGCAGGAGCUCGCCACAGAGCAUAUGUCUCUCUCGGGCGACGCCACGCCUCCAGCAGCAGCAGCAGACGGCGCAGCGGCUGCUGCGCUGGAGGUGGAAGGGACCAACGAGAACACAGCCCAGCAGCAGCAGCAGCAGCAGCAGCAGCAACAGCAGCAGCGAAUGCGGAAGCCCCCCAUUGGGCUGUGCGGCGCAGAGACUGCCUUUUGGCAAGGGACCCCGUGGGAUGUGGGCCUUGAGGACUGGGAAGUGCCUGGCUCGGCCUUUGGCUUUGCAGAGGAGCGGCAGCAGCAGCAGCAGCAGCAGCAGGAUGGCUGCAACCUCGAGUGCAUGGAUGUGGAUGCUGCAGCGAGCAGCCAAAUCUCGCCUGAAGAAGAAGAAGAUGAAGUGCAGCGGCUGCUGCAGCUGCUGCAGACUAUGGCUGGUCCCGUGCUGCGGGACGACGCAGCAGGCAGCAGCAUGCGUUGUGUGCAGCACAUCUCUCGCCUGUCUAUGGAGAGCAGCAGCAGCAGCAGCAGCAGCAGCAGCGGGGAGGCCUCAGGCCCAACGGUGUCUGCAGUGACAGUAUGGCUGUACCGGCGGUCGCUGCUGGACUUUGACUUUUACGAGAACGAGGACGUAAUGCAACAGCAGCAGCAGCAGCAGCAGCAGCAGGAGCUGCUGCUGCCGGAGCAGCGCAGCAGAAGACUGCCUCCCGACGAAGUGCUGCUGCUGGAGAAGUCCCUCAGGGCCCCGCUGCCGCAGGCUUCGCUGCUGUCGCUGCUGCGGCUGCUGGAAGUCCUCGAUGGCCUCCCGCUGCAGCUGCCGCUCAAAGGCCGUGUUGCUGCGCUGCUGCUGCACGCCGUGGACUGGGCAGUGCGGGCGAGAGAGGCCAUAUACUUCCUCCCGCGGGUGCGAAGAUGGCUAUCACCGCCCGUGGACCCGCCUGGAAGCAGCAACAGAUGCACCUGUUUUGGUAUCUAG
Eimeria tenella is the source of this 6645-nucleotide messenger RNA. RefSeq lists its product as uncharacterized. Lineage: Eukaryota; Apicomplexa; Conoidasida; Eucoccidiorida; Eimeriidae. Gene Ontology annotation, cellular component: SWI/SNF complex; nucleus. Gene Ontology annotation, biological process: regulation of transcription by RNA polymerase II. Bases 1 to 6645 code for a protein of 2214 amino acids. The record is from RefSeq and is a predicted model, not a curated record. The transcript is spliced from 7 exons. Gene Ontology annotation, molecular function: transcription coregulator activity.